Molecule: messenger RNA, 2459 nt
Organism: Xyrauchen texanus (razorback sucker)
Lineage: Eukaryota; Metazoa; Chordata; Actinopteri; Cypriniformes; Catostomidae
Gene: frs2b
Product: fibroblast growth factor receptor substrate 2b
Exons: 7
Coding region: 406-2010 (534 amino acids)
Biological process (GO): cell surface receptor protein tyrosine kinase signaling pathway
Cellular component (GO): cytoplasm; cell-cell junction
Source: RefSeq, a predicted model, not a curated record
GCUAACGCUAGCACAAACUGACCCACAAGCGAGCGACAAAACAAACCCACAAAUAACAUUCAAAUCCGCUUUAAACUAGUUUCUUUAACAUGCUUAUCGGUUUUAAAACACCAUGUCUGACAUAGGACGGUUACAGUGUGUUUUGCAGGGUUAGUUUGAGUUGAUCUGAGUGAAAGAGUAGAAGUUAUUUUGGCGCUCGGGCGGAUCUGUGCUAGUUAGCUAGUUGAGCUAGUGACUAACUCAUUAAGUUAAACAGAUAUACGUGCGAUAAUAAUGUGGACUAUUAAGCGAUGAAAACACUCACCUCGACUGAUUAUGACCUUCACAUAAUAGAGUUGCUUCAGACUGUCACAUCCAUAUAGACAUUCUACAUUCAGAGAAUGACUGUUUGCUUUGGGCUGGGGAAUGAACCAGGAACCCUGGUGGCUGGAUCUGGGUAUCAAAUGGUCCUCUGAAGAAGCCAUGGGAAGCUGUUUUAGCUGUCCAGAUAAAGAAUCGAUCCCUGACAAUCACCAGAGUAAAUUUAAGGUGGUGAAUGUAGAUGAUGAUGGGAAUGAGUUGGGAGCAGGAAUCAUGGAGCUGACGGAGGACGAACUAGUCCUGCGGACACGCAAAUGUGAUGCUGUCAAGUGGCCUUACCUCUGCCUGCGUCGUUAUGGCUAUGAUUCAAAUCUCUUCUCGUUUGAGAGCGGCCGGCGCUGCCAGACGGGUCAAGGGAUCUUUGCCUUCAAGUGUCCCCGCGCAGAAGAGAUCUUCAACAUGCUGCAGGACAUCAUGCACAACAACAGUAUCAGUGUGGUGGAGGAACCGGUGUUUGAACCCAACCUCUCACCAGCUGAAGCAGACCUGCCCUUCACACCGCACACACCUACCACUCCUGGCAACAUCCUCCCUUCUUUACUCAAUGGAAGCUUGCGGUAUCCCUCUUUAGGGGACGCUUCGUCUCACCCCUCCAGUAGGCAUCCGUCUGUGGGGAGCACUUGUCUGCCCUCAUUGGGCGAGGAGUCCACACACCCUCUCUUAGUUGCAGAUGAGGCUGUAAGAGGUCACACAUAUGUGAACACCACCGGCCUGCUUGAACAGCACAGCCAAAGUGUUGUAGACAAUUCUACAGACCCGAGUGUGUCAUUACCUGAUGCAGAAGAUGCCAUGCCUGAGGAGGCUCCUGACCCAGGCCCCAGAGUUCAGCUGGAACCUGAAGGCGUUCGGUUCGUGCUAGGCCCAACCCCCGUGCAGAGACAGAGACAGCGCGAGGCUUCAAUGUCUGGACUGCAGUGUGUUGGGGCAGACUCCACCUACAACUCUAAUGGCACAUUUUUUUCACAAAAAGCAGGCAGUGGGGAGCUUGAAAUCAGUCGGCCUGACGACACCUCUACUGGAGUCUCGACAGCUCCGGAGAAUUCCAACGGUUCGCUCUCGGCUCUCUCGCGGCGUCGAGCUCGGCAGCCACCACUUACUCCUGACGCCAACAUCAACAACUCCGCCCAGCGGAGAACGGUGUUACUGGACUACGAAAAUCUACCUGCGCUGCCUCCGUUGCGAGAGCACCCAAAGGGUGGAUCAGAUGAUGAAGAAAGUGAUGAGCCCGUGGAUCUCAAGUCGCAACCAAUCAACGGCUUCCACAACCACCAGCACUACAGCCCUGACCCCACUCACUACUACAUCAACACAGAAAACUUUACAGCCCCGCUCAGUGCCAACAAGGUGGAGUCGGCCCGCUGGCGGGAUCGAUCUGCCCCGACAUUCUUUAACUUUGAUUUCCACAGGACGGGUCUCGAGUCACACAGACUGAACUAUAUCGAGGUGCAGACCAAACCCGAGAGCUCAAGCAGCCCACAGACCCCAAAGACGCCCACUUCACUGCCACAUACACCCACACGCAGGACAGAGCUUUAUGCGGUCAUUGACGUGGAGCGCACGGCUGCCAUGUCGAGCCUACAGAAAGCGCUGCCCCGUUACGAUGGUACCUCCAGGAAAACACGCCAUAACAGUGUUGACCUGCCCAUGUGAUGGUGCCCGCUGCUUCACGAAAACUAGUUGUGUUUCUAAAACUGAUUCGAGGCAGAGGGGCCCAAUAUCACGAAUGUAAUUUUGUUUGUAACACUUAUAGAGAUUUCCUGUAGUUUAAAGAGAGUCUCAUGUUCACUUGAGAAAGUUAACGGAGGACCUCACCAUAUACUGUCAUUUUAUUCCUAUGGCAAUAUACUACUAUUACUACUAUUACACUCGUUUUCCAGUGCCUGUUUAUUUUGCUUUUAUUAUGUUAAUAACGACUUUGGAUGACAUUCCACAGGUUUAUUCCAUAAGGUACAAAUCAGUAUUACUGAUCAGACGUUGUGUGUUUUCUGUAUUUGCCCUGUAUCAUGAUGACACUGCAAGUUGUUUUAAAAUCUGUAUGUAAAGACUUUACACUACAUUUGCAUUUGACUGCAUAUAGCAGAUUUCAAUAUUUGGCACAA